CAGUACCGAACCGAACCGACUGAUGCACACCCCUACAUAUAUAUAUAUAUACCUUAGCAUUUGCAAUUAUAUGCCAACUUUAGAGCAUCCAAGUUUGAAAACACUGUAACGUGGAAGUACUAUUAUAUGGAAGGCAGUGACGGCAACAGAGGGAAGAAGGAGAAUGAAGAGAAAGGAAGAGAAGAAGUGCGUUAUAGGGGCGUGAGAAGAAGGCCUUGGGGAAAAUUCGCGGCUGAAAUUCGAGACCCUUCAAGACAGGGAGCAAGAUUGUGGCUUGGAACAUUUGAUACUGCUGCGGAAGCUGCUCGUGCUUAUGACAGGGCUGCAUUUAACUUGAGAGGUCAUCUUGCAAUCCUUAAUUUUCCAAAUGACUAUUAUCCUCAACUUGUCGGAUCCACUCCUCGUCCUCAUCACUCAUUUUCUUCUUCUUCUUCUUCGAGUGCAAGCCAGAGUUUCGAAUGGGGAAGUUCGUCCACCGGGCAAGAAAGGCAAGUUUUUGAAUUUGAGUAUUUGGAUGACAAGGUGUUGGAGGAUCUGCUUGAAUCAGAAGAGGAGAAGAAGAAACGACAUCAAGAUUGACCUUCAUUAUAUAUAUAAUUUCUGGGUUUUAUUAUUCUGAUUGUCUUGAGUUUAAUGAAAUCCCUCAUCAUAAAUUUUCAUAUUAAUAAUUAUAAGACUAUUCUAUAUUAAAGAAUCAUUUCCUAUU
This is a messenger RNA of Manihot esculenta (cassava), 706 nucleotides long. RefSeq names its product ethylene-responsive transcription factor ERF098. Gene Ontology annotation, biological process: regulation of DNA-templated transcription; ethylene-activated signaling pathway. NCBI's taxonomy places the organism in Eukaryota, Viridiplantae, Streptophyta, Magnoliopsida, Malpighiales, Euphorbiaceae. The record is from RefSeq and is a predicted model, not a curated record. The coding region runs from base 127 to 579 and encodes 150 amino acids. The transcript has a single exon. Gene Ontology annotation, molecular function: DNA binding; DNA-binding transcription factor activity.